This is a messenger RNA of Amoebophrya sp. A120, 5703 nucleotides long. NCBI's taxonomy places the organism in Eukaryota, Dinophyceae, Syndiniales, Amoebophryaceae. The record is from the annotation of a GenBank genome assembly.
AGGACCUAGUGCUACUAGUCGUGUAGUCUUAUUUAUUUAUUGCUCCACCCAAGAAGUAGAACAAGCCAAAGACAGUUGUCACGCAGAUGAUUUCUAUUUCUGAGUGGUUAUAUGCUGGAACUGGAACUGGAUUUAUCGUUUUCCAUGCAGAUUACAGGCUUAAUAUCGCCGCCGAGUAAUGAGCAAAGAGCUACAACAACAUCUUUUUCGCGCCGUCUGGAAGUUGUUUACUUUGCUAUGCUAUUGUUGUGCAUCUCUUACUCAGGCAUGAUGAUUCUUCAUUUCGGCUCCUGCUACUGAAAGCGGUUUGGACCUCGACCUCCUCGGUGCGACCAAGAGGAGCCUUCUGCUAAAGGACUUCGCAUCCUCGUCGACGCUGCCGACGGGCGACAGCUGCCGAGUCCUGAACCUACUAAGCGACGUGCAGGUGUUGUGGAUAAUUCUAUAUCAAGUCCAGCACCACGACUUGGCAGUGACAAAUGCGGAUCAACGUCCGAGAUCUGCUCACGGCGCCCUUGACCAAAUUACCAAGCCAAGCAGUUGUGGCGGGGGACCAAGAUGGAGCAAAGGUUUGUUUACGUCUUUUAAGCUUUUUCUGUGAAUUUUGAAUAAAAGUAAAUUUCCACGAGGAGUCUCCACAUACGAUUGAGAUUGAUUGAUUUUGUUUUUUCUUGUGUAACGAAUUAUACUUACAGCACGCAGGGAACUUGAGAUUCUGUCAUGAAACAAACCAUGUAAUAAAUUCUAAUUUCUUAUCUUUUCUCCGCCUCACAGCCGCCUCACUACGCCGGCGGCGCUCCUGGUGUCACGACCACUCCCCGCGCCGGCGGAGGUGCGAGCGCGUUCAAGGCAAGUGGAACGACACGUGUUCGGGCGACAGGAGUAGCAGGAGGAGGAACCAGCGGCAGAAACUUCUUCCACACAACUACAACGUCGUCGAGCAGUUCCACUGGUACCUCCGGCAGGCCAAAAGCACGCGCCCCGCCCGUAAUCGUCACCGCACAAUCUCAUUCUCAGGCACUACAACAUCAGAAGAAUCAUACAAAUAACGGAGGACCACAUCAUGGAGGUCCAACGCCAACUACAGUACUGGAGGAUGGCACCGCCGCCGGCAUGUGCAAUAACAUCCGGGCGGACCGCGAGCGGCGCCCGUCGGUGGACACCUGUGAGACGUGCGACAUCUGGGGCGGCUUUAGCCAGAAGAACAGUCCCACGCAUUUUGCCCAACACGCGGCCGGGGGCACCACCGGCGGGAGUCACAAUCAGCGCUCACUGUUGCCCCUCUGUGCCGAAGAAAUCCAGUUUUUUGACGAAAAUCAUAUCAGCGAGCAGAAGAUGCAGAAGGUGAAAGCCGCAGCGGCAGGAGGGGGGCGUGGUGGUGUGAACAAUUAUGAUCCUGGUGCUGGUAAUCGUAUUAAUCCGCAAGAAACGAAGAUGAUGAACAACUACUCGAUGCUGAGUACAAAUAAAAAUGCUGCCACGUCGACGUCAUCUGCUGCUGGAUAUCAAAAAGCAGGUGGGACGACGACCCUGCUUCCCGCCUUGUAUGGAUUGCAAAUAUGUCUCGGUCUGGAAGAAUGUUGCGAGAUCUGUCAUGCAGUUUUUGCCUGACCCAGAUCGUCUGGCAUGCAAGCUCUAGCAUCACAGAUUUUGAGCACUUAUCCGAAUGCCUAAUCCGCAUGACAAAUCCUCUCGCUCGGAAACAAGAAAUGGGGCUUUUUGCUAGCCAUGCAUGACAAAUUUUAUCAUGAUGUAGACUUCGCAUCACAAAUUCGAAUCCUUCCAGACCCAGACAUUUUUGCAUUUGAUACAUUGGUGCAUGGUACUAAUUCAUCUUCCCGUCCGGGCGGUACUGACACCAGUGCAUCUAUCCAAGAAAAAAAGUGUGUAAGUGUAACUUUCUUUGAGAAACAGCAUCACAAAUUUGCUCUACAUGACAGAGAAAACCUGUCAUGCGUGGCUUGUAGGGGAAAACACACCUGAAAAGAGGACUUCGUGGCUGUCUGGCAUGACAGGCGCAACUCUGUUGGAUGUUCUGCAACACACACAGUUUUUUUCUUGCAUAGCAUCGUCAAGUCGUGCUGGUGCCAUGGUGAAUAAAGGAACGCAAGCGCAACAUCAUCAGCCUGUUGGGCAAAAAGGUCUCCUGCAAACAAACCCGCCUGCUGUGGUCCUCUCUGGCUGCGUUUCCUCCCCUUCGCUACGUGUCGACCAGGUAUGAAUUGCAAAAAUGUCUGGGUCUGGAAGAUUGCGAGAAUUGUCAUGCUAGUCUGGCAUGCCUCUUAAGUCUGUCAUGCACGUUGCCCACGAGCCCCAUUUUUCUGUCAUGUAGAAACGCAGUUUGUCAUGCAGAAUAGGCAUCAACACCUAGAAGCUCAAAAACUUGUCAUGCUGAGCCAGCACUUGUGGCCUCCUGAAAAUACGCCUCCCAGCAUCACAAGUUUACAAACCCAGACACUUUUGCAAUCCAUACCAGGAAAAGCUGUACGACCCAAGGACCGCAGCAGCCUACCGAUUACCACCUCCGAUCGAAAAAGAGGAAGCUGGCGGGACGUCGGAUCAGGAUCAUGUGCGCGUUCCCGCGAAAAAUUUUUUUUCUGCAGGUCCACCAGCGCUGCUCCCCUCGCUGGUGCUGCAACAUCAACCUCCGCAACUUGGAUCUUCUUCGCCGCUUCUUGGACAGAAAAAGAUGGCGCAACAGCAUCAGGGUAAUAGCAAAGCGAAGAACGUGAAAAGCUACUCGUUUUACGACAAAGCGACACAUCAACCUGGCACGUCAGCGACCUCGGCUUUGGCUGCAGGUGUGACCCCCGCGGCGGCGCAGCAGGCGGCAGACAAAAAGGCACUGCUGUUGAGUGGCGGGGGGAAUUAUAGAAACAAGAGUAAGAACAAGCAUAGAAAUGCAGCUGCUGGAGGUGCUCCCGGGACGAGGACAAUGAUUUCAUCGGAAGAAGGUGAAGGUGUUCUUUUCGACGCUGACUCGCUCAACCAGGCGUCAUCUCACAAGAACUACUCUAGCAAGCACGCAAAUACCUACGACAAUGACCGGUCGGCAAUCGGGUCCCGAGAGGAACGAUCGACAAGGGACACUUCGAAGGAUAAGUACAGGAAAUUUGAUACCGUACACGAUAACACACAAAUUGCAUUCUGGAAAUCAAGAAAUAUCCGCUCGUACAAUCACAAUUCUGUUUAGCAACAUCACAAGUGUCCUGCUCGGCUUUUAGCUCCUCCGGAGACGAACUUCUCAUGCGUUUUGUGCUUCUUGUGCGGUUUCAACUUUGUAUUGCAUAGACGACACGAGCACAAUACGGAAUGGAGGCUACAACUCAUCUUCGGACUACAUUGACACCAGGCGACCGAGCUUUUCAACUAGCGGAGGGGGCAGAUCGGUACUUACUGUUAGGUUGUUAUGCGAUAUGGCCAUUGUUAGCAUGCAGAUGCACUUGCACACAGUUCUCCAUUACAAAUUUCUCUUGUGAAGUAGAUGCAAGUUCCACCGCAAUAGAAAUAGAAAUCGAAAAAAAUGGAAAACCAAAUUUAGUCCGGCAUCGUGACAGUGGAGCACAGUCGUCGGCCGAGUGUUAUGGAGCGGAAAUCUUUCGCAACUCGUGUAGUAGUACGAGCGGCAGAAAAAGUGUUACGCACUCAUGAUGAAUUUAUUCACUGUGUCUGUUUCGUAUUCCAGAACCGCACAGGCACAACAGAAACAGAACAACCAGUGCGCGCAUCGUGGAUUGACAUGGGAUAAUUCGUAGAAGUUUUGUAUUCGCUCUCAUGAUUGUUCACUAGUCUCUGCAUGAUGGAUUGACAUUGACGACCAAAAGUAGCUUCUAGUUUACUCUACUGCCCCGCUGUUGCGAGUUGCGAAUUUUUUCACAGCGAUAUUCCCGAAGUUGUCCGACGUUCGGGAGCUGAGCAAGGAAAGUGCGCCCUCGAUGGAGAAGGCCUUGUCGGUAUGGGUAUGAUUUGUUGUGAUUUUUGUAUCAACACAAUUUUAAUAUCGAGUGUGCCUGCUUAUGAAAAACAAGCUGCAGGAGCACUUCACUUCUUUCUUUAGUGUUGUGCAGAUGAUGUAGGAAAACAAGUGAGAUGUUGAAACUUCCCAUGAUUUUUCAUCCCUUAUGAUUUCACCCACCUCAGGCGCCCCUCCCCACUUUACUUUCCGUGGACAAGGAGAGCCGCACCUUCCUCUCCGCUCCGAAGGCCGGGCGGGAGCAGGCCUUCUGGUUUGUGUCCAAACGCAAUCUAUGAACUGCAAAAGUAUCGUACUAGUAGUAAUUGCAAAACAAAUUAGCUCAGCAUGACAAAUGGAAUUUGUCGUCUUGUUUUGCCUUGUGAUGGAGAUUUGUAAUGCAUGAUUGCGAUUACUACGAGUGCGAUACUUUUGCACAGGAUACAACCCCCGGGCGGCGCAGCUGGAGCCGAUCUGGUAUGCAAAAAAGACCACCAUGCCUGCAACGAGUCUUAUUCACUGCAAAAAUGUCUGGGUCUGGAAGAGUGGAACUUGUAAUGCUGUCUGCGGAUUCUAAAAAUAUCUGUGUUGCAGCAUGAGCAGCAAGAAGAGUCCAGCUCUUGGCACCACGCGGAGAGGGCAACAUUUCUCAUGCGUGAUAAGCAUCAAGAAGCUCUCAAAAAAUCUGUGAUGCACGGACCUGCAUCACUGACGUGACCUCAUGGGUCAUGCAAAAUGUGCAUGACAAACCCCGACUCUUCCAGACAUCCAGGGAUAUUUGCAUUUGAUAAGUCUGGACUGUCAACCGAUCACGGAGGAGCUGUUGGCGAGGAUGGAGCAAAUGUCGCCACCAACGAAAAAAGACAACCGACCCCGGGAGAUCCGGCGGCUGCUUGGGCAGCACGGGGGGCCUUUUACCGCCAAGGCCGAGGGGAUCAAAAAAGUGGAAGGCGAGUGGAAGAGCGUACGGCAGUGCACGCCGGUGCUGGGGGAGAGAAAAGACAUGGCGCAGCAACUCUACGACAAACUCGCACGGUUGAGCUGAGGGUCAACAAGGUUUUUUCUUUUGUGCGGUGCAAAAAGAAAUGAAUGGAGCGAGAAUUAUAUCAGAUGUAUUAAGCCGUUUUUUACGAAUGAAGAUGAAGGAGCUUGCUCACACGAAGAUAGAUGUCUGUCUCUCGACGAAGGGCUGAUCAUUUUGACUUCCUGAGCAUCAAGUUGAUUAGCAGUGCGUCCUCACGAUGAUAAACAUUACAUCACAACUGCGUAGUCCAGUACUUUAGUUCAGCAAGGCAAAGGAGUUUCUGACUUCGGAAAUAAUUCGAAGCCGCGAAGCAGCAGAAGUGUGCUUUUUUUACGAACAAGGGAAAAGAGACAACCAGCAUUCAACAUCUGUAGGAUGGUUUCUGAUGAUUUACAGCUAAAGAGUCGAGUAUGAGAUUUAUUCACAUUGUGCGGACAGUUAGUCGAUCUACUCUAGUAGUUUCCAGUAUAAAAAAUGUCGGAACUACUACUUGUCGCUUCAUAGAACGGUACAGUAAAUUACAUCUAAUGACUGUUGAGUCUGACUCGACUGAGUAGUUCGUCUCUCUUCGUGGAAGAUUUCUAGACUUUAUCAUUUCCUGAAUUCUUGGAUGGUGCCGCAUGCACCUGUGCUAGUCUAGUAUUCCGUUAUUUCCGAUAAAAAUGUUUAUUGUCACAAAGGUUGAGGCUCGCAACCCCAACGUGUUGGCGUUGCUCUCCUUCAGAAU